This is a messenger RNA of Saccostrea cuccullata (small rock oyster), 1430 nucleotides long. Its product is annotated as piggyBac transposable element-derived protein 4-like. NCBI's taxonomy places the organism in Eukaryota, Metazoa, Mollusca, Bivalvia, Ostreida, Ostreidae. The transcript has 5 exons. Bases 113 to 1141 code for a protein of 342 amino acids. The record is from RefSeq and is a predicted model, not a curated record.
UUGAAAAGAUUUGAAAAGCUCACUCGGUAUUUCCAUCUAAGUGAUAAUACUACUCAGGGAGCCAGAGGAACACCUGAAUUUGACAGAUUACACAAAAUAAGACCUGUACUUGAUGAGACGAGAAGGACAUCUCCGGAGUCAGAUGAAUCCACCUAAGCAACAGGCUAUUGACGAGGGCAUGGUUAAGUACAAAGGGAGAUUUUUUGCAAGACAAUACAUGCCGAAUAAACCGGUCAAGAGAGGUUUUAAGAUAUUCAUGAGAUGUGAUGAGGAUGGGUAUUGCUACGAUUAUUGGCCAUAUAUGGGAAAACAUGACUUUUUUCAUGGAAAGUCACUAGGAGAAAGAGUCGUCAAACACUUGUGUAGACCAUUGAAAUACAAAGGCCAUCAUGUGUUCUUUGACAGGUUCUUUACAUCCAUUUCCUUGGUGCGAACCUUGCUUCAGAAUGGGAUUUUUAGUUGUGGGACAAUAAAGAACGACUCAGAAGGAUUUCCGCCAGAGUUAAGAAAUCCAGAUUUAAGGAGAGGGGAGACAUUACAGAUGCAGCACGACCAAUUGCUUGCCACUGCUUGGAAAGAUAAGAAAACGGUACAUAUUUUGAGCACUAAUUGUAGUCCGUUUGGAGAUGGCCCAGUUGUCCGUCGAACUCGGGGUGGAAAUUUUGUUGAGGUUAUGUGUCCUCCACCAGUAUCUUCCUAUCAACGUUAUAUGAGUGGAGUCGACAGAUGCAUGCAACACAGCGCAAAGAAUCCUGUUGGCAGACCAUCCAAAAAAUACUGGAAGUUUUUCUUCAACUUUAUCAUGGAAGUUUGCCUUAUAAAUGCAUUUGAGAUUUUUUCCAGAACACCUGGUAAGGAUCUUCCUGCCAAAACAAGGUUUGACCUGCUGGAUUUCAGGAUGGAGGUGGCUCAGCAACUUAUUGGAGGCUUCAGAGGAAGAAAGCGGGGCCAUCAUUUACAGGGUAUUCUUGACCCCCCUCAUGUUUUUUGCCAUCUGGAUCGCCUAAAGUCAACAUGCAAAUGGUGUACCAAACACGGAGAAAAGAAAAGAAAGGAGACAGUUUAUGGUUGUAAAGGGUGUAACAAACACUUGUGCAGUGAACGAUGUUUCAGGGAAUUUCAUUCUGAUGUUAAUCUCUAAGAUCAAUUUGUUACGUAAGUCACAUAAUCAUGCUUGGAAAAUUUGUAUGAGAUGCCACUUGCAGGAAUACAUAAAACAUAGGAUUACUGUACAUUACAAUGACUCAAAGAUCAAGGUUAAUAUUCCUUAAUUUUACGCAUUAUAUUUUAAAAUUUGAAUACCGUGUAUAGAGGCAUAUCAAAUCUUCUAAAUGUUAUUUUGGAAGCUAAGAUUUUAUUUUGUAAAUCUCCUUAAGUUUGUAAGUUAAGAAUGAUGGUGUCUACUCAUAGAGGAAAUUUUUUUUCAAUUA